AUGAGCGACGCAGCGAAGAAUUACGAUCUUCAAGUCUCGCCCAUGCCUGGGAUCAGCAAAGAAAGCGGCGACAAUGAACGCACGUCAUUGUACGUGUCCCACCCUUCGAUCUGGCUACUGCUCGCGGUGUCAAUGCCGCGCAUGGCGAUCAACAUGGCCUGGUCAGCUCAAUGGGCAGCCCUCGGCCCCUUUCUAUCCACCAUGCUGCCCAACUUUGCCGUCCAAGUGACGCAAUUCGUAGGUCCCAUUGUCGGAGUGCUCGUCGGCCCAAGUGUCGGUGUCUUUAGUGAUCGUAGCACCAGCAAAUUCGGUCGUCGACGACCUUUUCUGGCAAUCGCCAGCAUUCUGAGUAUCAUGUGCUGGAUUGCCAUGAGCUACACCCGUGAGAUGGGCGAAGCUCUUGGGGACCACAGUGAAGGGCCUGACGGUGAACCCGCUAGUCGUACGUGGACGUCGAUCCUCACUGUCUUUUUCUACUUGUGGAUGGACAUCACCGUCAACGUCGUGCAAACGCCAGCUAUGCUUUUAAUUGCUGACUUUGCUGGCGAUCGACAAACGACGGGAGCUGCGUUUGGCCAAGCGUGGUCGACCUUGGGAUCGAUUCUUGUCGCUGGCUACAUUGAGCUCUUUGGUGCUGCUCAUAAAUCGCUGCACGAGUUCAUGUGGAUGCUGUCGGGGACGAUGAUCCUGUGCAUCGCUGUUGCUGUUGUGUUUGCGAAAGAAACGCCAUUGGACCCAAGCAAGGUCGAGGACGUUUCGACGUGGAAGCGAAUCGGGGAUGCCUUUGCGUCUGUCUACCGCGGCAUCCGCACACUUCCUGGCGUGCUUGCAGUCUACGGUCUCUGCUUAUUCCUCGUCCAGUACGGCUUUACGGCGUACAAUGGCAACAAGGGUCAGUUCUUUGGCCUGGAGGUGUUUAAUGGAUCUGCUGAAAAUGCGGAUAGCUGCAACCCGUGUAGUCCUGAGCAAGAUGCCUAUAACAAGGGAGUCAGCAUUGCCGGUGGCCGCGCUGAUCUGCUGUUCAACGUUGCGGGUUAUCUCUACUCUUGGACGCUGCCGGUUCUAACGCGCAAGUUUGGCGUGAAGUGGGUGUUGACUGUUUCGACUCUUCCACAGAGUUUGCUUAUGGUCAUGGCGUGGACAAGCGACGUGACGUUCAACGUGUUUGUCGUUGUCAUUACUAGCAUGACACAGGUCGCGUGGUUUGCGUUCAUUGUGCCUGUGAUCGUGCACGUUUUCGGCGACGAUAAAGAGAUUGGCGUCUACGUCGGAGCGUUGAACUCGGCCAAUUGCUUUGGUCAAUUGUUGAACUUUGCCGUCGGCUCGGGACUCGUUGAAACGCCACUGGGCUACAAACUCCCCGUCUUCCUCGGCGGGAUCAUGAGCGCCCUCGGCUUCAUCACGGCUCUGUUCUUUUUCAGGAUGAAGAUCCACUCCAUGUAA
Molecule: messenger RNA, 1443 nt
Organism: Peronospora matthiolae
Lineage: Eukaryota; Oomycota; Peronosporomycetes; Peronosporales; Peronosporaceae
Source: the annotation of a GenBank genome assembly